AUGACCAAAUCGCGGGCACUGGCACUGCCGCGACAUAUAUCCAGAAGCGCACAGUCAACAUUACGCAGACCAGGUCGAUUGCGGCAGUACGCAACCACAUCGAGAACCGCGCCGCCCAGCGAAAAAGAGCCUGCCGACCUUGACCAGAUCACCACCCUGCCUAACGGGAUCAGAGUAGCUACAGAAGCGCUGCCAGGCCACUUCUCUGGAAUCGGUGUAUACAUAGACGCGGGAUCACGAUACGAAAAUGCCGCUCUCCGCGGAGUGUCGCAUAUCAUCGAUCGCCUGGCGUUCAAGUCGACCACAAAACGAACAUCAGAUCAGAUGAUAGAGACGAUGGAGUCACUAGGUGGAAACAUCCAGUGCGCAUCUUCAAGAGAGAGCUUAAUGUACCAAUCUGCCACUUUCAACUCCGCCGUGCCAGAGACCGUCGCCUUGCUGGCCGAAACGAUAAGACAUCCAAACAUUACCGAAGAAGAGGUGGCCAGGCAGCUAGAGACCGCAGACUAUGAAAUUGGCGAGAUCUGGGGCAAGCCGGAAUUAAUUCUGCCAGAACUGGUGCACAUGGCAGCAUACAAGGACAAUACUCUUGGCAACCCAUUACUUUGCCCGAAAGACAGGUUAGACCAGAUCAACCAGCGGACUGUGGAAGCAUAUCGCAGAGCCUUCUUUCGACCGGAUAGAAUAGUUGUUGCCUUCGCAGGAGUACCGCACAACCAUGCCAUCAAGCUUGCCGAGCAAUACUUUGCCGACAUGACCGAUCCGCUGGCCACCAAGGCUUCAUCGCUCGCGCCACAAGCACAGCAAGUGCAGCCGCCAUAUCCAGCAUCACAAACGCCACAUCAACAGGAUUCCCGACUGAUGUCCAAAAUCCCCUUCUUCAAGAACCUAUCGACAUCCGCCUCGCAGAAAGCCACAGUAUCUCCUCUCGAUCCGUCGCAGAUCAUUCCACACCCACUCGACCAGCCAAUUGACUACAACGUACCAGCACAAUACACCGGCGGAUUUCUUACGAUGCCACCUCUACCCAUCCCACCUAAUCCCUCUCUUCCACGAAUCUCACACAUCCACCUCGCGUUCGAGUCACUCCCGAUCGACUCGCCAGAUAUCUACGCACUUGCUACGCUGCAGACCCUUCUCGGUGGUGGCGGUUCAUUUUCAGCAGGAGGCCCCGGAAAGGGCAUGUACAGUCGAUUAUACACGAACGUGCUGAACCAGUAUGGUUGGGUGGAAAGUUGCGUCGCUUUCAAUCACGCCUAUACCGACUCCGGGCUCUUUGGCAUUUCGGCAAGCUGUGCGACUGCCUUUGUACCGCGUAUGUUGGACACCAUGGCUCGUGAACUGAGCCUCCUCAGCACAGAGACCGGACUCGGCAAGCUAUCGGAGAUUGAGGUAAAGCGUGCCAAGAACCAACUCCGCUCGUCCUUACUCAUGAACUUGGAAUCAAGAAUGGUCGAGCUGGAAGAUCUCGGGAGACAGGUGCAGGUGCACGGUCGUCGUAUUCCUGUCAGGGAGAUGACUGCAAAUAUUGAGAACGUCACCAUGGCCGAUCUUCGACGCGUAGCAAAGCAAGUCUUUGGUGGCCAAGUCCAUAACCGCGGCCAAGGAUCUGGUGCACCCACAGUCGUGCUUCAGCAAGGCAUGGAGGAAGGUGUACAGCUGAGAGACAUUCCUUGGAAUGACAUCCAGGAGAGAAUCGCAAAAUGGGGUCUCGGAAGGAGAUAGAAGAGUUGCAUAGAGCGUACAGGAUGUUUUGUUUGCAUGAUGAGCGUGUAUGGAUAUCCUUACUCUAAGCAUGAGGCUGCGGCGUCGCAGCAGAGCGCCAUGUGUGACACAAUAGAAGCAAUUGUAUAGUAGAUAUGGCAGAAUCUGAAAACUGUUCAGCCGUG
Molecule: messenger RNA, 1889 nt
Organism: Pseudocercospora fijiensis CIRAD86
Lineage: Eukaryota; Fungi; Ascomycota; Dothideomycetes; Mycosphaerellales; Mycosphaerellaceae
Exons: 1
Coding region: 1-1725 (574 amino acids)
Cellular component (GO): mitochondrion
Molecular function (GO): metalloendopeptidase activity; metal ion binding
Source: RefSeq, a predicted model, not a curated record